AUGAGGCCUUUGGCGUCGCAGCGCGGGAAGAAAAGCUGGAUAUACCUUUAUGGCUACCGCGUCGCGUCGCGGAUUAAUCCUAGACGCCACUACUUUAUAUGCCGCUUUUGCUAUAAGCAAAAGUUUAUUGACGCUGGUAUCUGUUGUAUAUAUGAAACAAUAAGAUCAACGUCAGCAGCCCAGCGACAUCUUGAGGAGGAUAAGCCUGGCCAUGGCUAUAAGACACCCGAGAAAGUUGAUGCUGAAGUA
Messenger RNA from Bipolaris zeicola 26-R-13, 249 nucleotides. RefSeq lists its product as uncharacterized. The annotation marks the transcript as partial. The transcript has a single exon. The record is from RefSeq and is a predicted model, not a curated record. NCBI's taxonomy places the organism in Eukaryota, Fungi, Ascomycota, Dothideomycetes, Pleosporales, Pleosporaceae.